Molecule: messenger RNA, 762 nt
Organism: Closterium sp. NIES-67
Lineage: Eukaryota; Viridiplantae; Streptophyta; Zygnematophyceae; Desmidiales; Closteriaceae
Source: the annotation of a GenBank genome assembly
CGCGGCGACGACGGGACGAGCGACGACCCUGGGCGGCGCAGAGCCCAUCGGGAUCUACCCGCGGUGGGGGUCGAUGUGCUGGGAUCGGCGGUGCGGCGUGUUGCACAAACCGAUCCGCGUGUUCGUGCUGUGGUACGGCGCCUUCUCCGACGCCCAGAAGCGCACCGUUCGCUCCUUCGUCGCGUCGCUCAGCCCCAACGCGGACUCCGCUGUCACCGUCCCAUUUUGGUGGAACAUCAACCGCCUCUACUACGACCGGGACGGCAACUACAUAUCGCCAUCCGUAACGUGGGGCGGCGAGGUGGAGGACCGAGCGUACAGCCUGGGCAAGGUGCUGCUGACGACCCACGUGGAGGGCCUGCUGGGGUCCGCCAUCAGCAGCAAGCGCCUUCCCCACGACCCCAAUGCCGUCUACUUCCUCCUCUCGGACGACCUCGUCACACAGAAGUGGGGCAACCUGAGCACGUCUGAGAAGUUCUGCACGCACUUCUGCGGGUGGCACUACCACGCCUGGGCCGACAUUGACAUCCGCGCGUCGCCCUCUCUGGCCCCCACGGGCGACCAGGGCAUGGACGGCCUCGUGUCCGUCUUCGCCCACGAGCUCGCAGAAGCGGCGUCCAGCCCCUUCAUCUCCACGUGGUUCGACGGGGAUGGCUAUGAGAACGCCGACAAGUGCGCCUGGAAAUUCUCUCCCCUAGUCCUGGACACCUCUGGCACCAAGUACAACCUGCUUCGCUGACCUAAUAAACAAGAUAUUUAAUC